UUAGACAAUGUGUUGGAAAAGAAUUUCAUCAAGUCUGGCUCCACAUUCAAGGUUAAAGUUGGUGAUAAAGAAUGUGAUGUACUCACCGGAUUUCGCCUUUACGUCACAACGAAGCUGCCAAAUCCAUCGUACACUCCAGAGAUAUAUGCUAAAACCUCGAUCAUAGACUUUACGGUUACAAUUAGAGGUCUGGAAGAUCAGCUUCUAGGCGUUGUCAUACUUACUGAAAAGCAGGAGCUAGAGGCUGAGCGCACAAAACUGAUGGAGGAAGUUACGGCGAACAAGCGAAAAAUGCAGGAGCUAGAGGAUAAUCUGCUCUACAGGCUUACUUCGACUGAAGGCAGCCUAGUUGAGGAUGAAUCUCUGAUUCAGGUACUAGCCGUCACUAAGGCUACCUCAGAAGAGGUUCGUGAGAAAUUGACCACCGCUGCAGACACCGAGGUCAAAAUCAACACGGCUAGAGAGGAAUAUAGGCCUGUGGCGAGCCGUGGUUCUAUCCUCUACUUCCUCAUUGUUGAAAUGAGCAUGGUAAAUGUUAUGUAUCAGACAGCAUUAAAACAGUUUCUUGGUCUCUUCGAUCUCUCGAUGAUGCGGUCGGCCAAAUCGCCUAUAACGCAGAAGCGUAUUGGCAACAUCAUUGAAUAUUUGACUUACGAAGUGUUCCGUUACACAGCGCGUGGAUUCUACGAGACUGACAAGUUCACCUUCACUGUUCUCUUGAGCAUGAAAAUUGCCCUUCAUUCUAACGAUAUUAAGGCGGAGGAGUUCAAGGUAUUCAUCAAAGGUAAGAAAAUGAAGGGUUAA
Molecule: messenger RNA, 804 nt
Organism: Protopolystoma xenopodis
Lineage: Eukaryota; Metazoa; Platyhelminthes; Monogenea; Polystomatidea; Polystomatidae
Source: the annotation of a GenBank genome assembly